AUGGCCGAAGAAGCGGCAUACGAGCUAUGGCAUGAGAUUCGGCGGGCGGAUAUCGACCAGCAGGGGGCCUUGCCCAAAACCAUCAAGAAGAGGGAUAAACAGUUCGAGGUGAUGAAUACGGCUAUUGACUGUGCUAUUAAUCUCUAUUCAUCCUGUGAUCCCCAGAAGAUAAGAGUGGUCACUAAAGCGAUGAUGCUCUUGUUCUUACACGACGAUGUCAUUGAAUACGCCUAUUCCAAGGAUAGCGAUACGAUCCUAGAGCAAGAAAUAGGCAUCCACGGCACAGCCGAGGAGACAUUGCGUACCGACCCUGACAAGGGGGCCAUCUGGGCGAGAUUUGUACGACAGACGCUGGAGAUUGAUCCUGUCUGGGGCCCUGGCCUCCUGCGAGGCAUGAUUGCCUGGAGUGCAUUUACGAAUGAACAUCAACAUUCGCUCCGGAGUUCCUUCUCUACCCUGUCCGAGUACCUACAGUUUCGAGAGAUGGAUGUCGGCAAUGAGGUGAUCAUCGCGUGCCUCCGAUACAGCUGCGAAUUCCAACUGACGCCAAGCGACGUCGACGCCGUGCACGACCUGGAGACGCUGAUGGUCAGACAUUGUCUUCUAACAAAUGACCUGUUUUCCUUCAAUAAGGAACAGUGUGAGCGUGUCUCAACGGGAGCGUCAAUUGUCAAUACCGUCGAGUGCCUGCGAACUUUAAUGACGACCUCUGUGAGUGCUGCCAAAUCCAUGGCGCUGACCCUUCUCUGGGAGGUUGAGCAGAAGAUGCAUGAAGUCUACGAGCGAGGGUUGCUAGAAUGGACCGACUUACAGGCUCUUUAUGCCCAACGCGUGAUCGAGUUAUCCGCAGGUAACUAUUUCUUCUCUGCAACUACCUACCGCUACUCCACCGAAGCCAUCAAAGUGCAUCUUGACUUUGCCUCUAAGGUUGGCGCAUCUUUGUAG
This is a messenger RNA of Aspergillus thermomutatus, 945 nucleotides long. Its product is annotated as terpene synthase family protein. Bases 1 to 945 code for a protein of 314 amino acids. Lineage: Eukaryota; Fungi; Ascomycota; Eurotiomycetes; Eurotiales; Aspergillaceae. The record is from RefSeq and is a predicted model, not a curated record. The transcript is spliced from 4 exons.